CUAGAGGUCUCGGGUAUAAAUGCAGGGGUAUCUUGCCAUUGAGUCGUUCCUGCAUUUCGCCUGAGAACCUCUCUGUCUGUUUUUGAAGAUUUUCAACCUUUUGAACUUCAUAUAUGGCAAAACAAGUUACCGUACUUGUUUGUGGAGCAGGGAAUGGUGGCCAUGCAGCAGCGGGCCUCGCCGCGUCACGUGAGAACAUUGAAACGAGGGUCCUUACGUUGUUUCCUGGCAGUGCAGAAAGAUGGACGAACAUCAUGAAGGAUCAUUAUCUCAGAAUUACCAUCGACGAAGGUGAUACUGGCAUCAGAAACGGACAAUCCAUAGAUUUCAAUGUUAAACUGCCUUUCAUCACCAAUGAUGCAUCAAAGGCGGUUCCAGGAGCAGAUGUCAUAAUAUUUACUUCUCCAGCAUUUGCCCAUCAGAACUACCUUGAAGCCAUUGAGCCCUACAUUCAACCUAACACCACCAUUGUUGGAAUGCCCGGUCAGCCUGGGUUUGAGUUCCAGGUGUUUGAUGUGCUUAAGGACAAGGCCAAUCAGUGUGUCAUCAUGUCGUAUGAGUCUUUGCCUUGGGCAUGUAGGAUCGCCGAAUUUGGGAAAUGUGUUCAUAUCCUGAUGGUAAAGGUAAAUCUCAUGGGAUGUAUAAUUCGAGGUCGGAGCAUGCCUUCGUAUGAUCCAAUGGAAACUGUUCAGAGAGUGAUGGGAAAAGCACCUAUUCUUACCGUGGCAAAUAAUUACAUCGAACCAAUUCUUGCAACGAAGGCUAUAAUCCAUCCGCCGAUAAUGUAUGGCAAAUGGAAGAACUGGGAUGGUAAGCCACUUGAUAAGAAGCCCCUCUUCUAUCAAGGUCUUGACGAAGAUCAAGCUCGUUAUCUUGGCGGUAUAAGUGACGAGUUAGUGGCGACGGCUAAAGCUAUUGCGACACAGAGGCCGGAAGUGAAUCUUUCCGGUGUCCUUCAACUUUACGACUGGUACCUUCGCGAUCAUAAACCAUACAUCAAAGAUUCAACUAGUCUCCAAACUGUCUUGCAGACAGACACGGCAUAUGACGGCCUUGUCCAUCCGAUGAAGGAAACAGAAGAUGGCAAAUUUGUUCCAGAUUUUCGCUACCGGUACUUGACAGAGGAUGUACCAUACGGCCUGGCGGUGACCAAAGGGCUAGCCCAGAUCGCGGGCGUCCCCACACCCUACCAUGAUGAGGUGAUAGCCUGGUGUCAGAAGCAGCUGGGGAAGGAGAUCAUUGUUGGUGACGAGCUGAAGGGGAAAGAUAUAGGCAGUACAAGAUGUCCCCAGCGUUAUGGCAUUAAUUCUCUCGAUGCUCUUGUCAAGUCCAUCACACUCUAAUGUAUCACAUUUUCCAUAAGUUUGUUGAACCAUACAAUCACCUUCAAAAGACAAAUCAAUGCAGCAAUCGAAAUCACUGGGGUUUCCGUAACGCUGAUAAUGUGAAUUGUGGAAUUGCCGGAUAUGCUAGUAUAUGGAAUUACCUACAUGCAUUUCUUAUGGAACUGAUGUUUACGUACCAAAGUUUUAAUGGAAACAUCAAAUUUAGAAACACUUUUAAAAAAAAAAAAUGCUUCAUAGUUCC
Messenger RNA from Haliotis rufescens (red abalone), 1587 nucleotides. RefSeq names its product opine dehydrogenase-like. NCBI's taxonomy places the organism in Eukaryota, Metazoa, Mollusca, Gastropoda, Lepetellida, Haliotidae. The record is from RefSeq and is a predicted model, not a curated record. The transcript has 2 exons. The coding region runs from base 114 to 1343 and encodes 409 amino acids. Gene Ontology annotation, molecular function: oxidoreductase activity.